GAGGCCCAGCGAAUAUAUUGCUGCCAUCUUGGAGCUCAGUGCCCUGGUGACCCCCUCCCUCCCUGACCAGGGUGUGGAGGACUUCCUGGAGGCCAAGGCUAGGACCAAGACUUUGGACUUCAUUGAUGUGCUCCUGCUGACCAAGGAUGAAGAUGGGAAGGCAUUAUCAGAUGAAGACAUUCGAGAUGAAGCGGACACCUUCAUGUUUGAGGGCCAUGACACCACAGCCAGCGGCCUCUCCUGGGUCCUGUACAACCUCGCAAGGCACCCGGAAUACCAGGAGCGCUGCCGGCAGGAGGUGCAACAACUCCUGGGGGACCGAGAGCCUCAAGAGAUGGAAUGUCCCUCUUCAACAAACACUGCCACACUGUCCCCCAUCUGCACCACGGUGCCAUCUCCAAUUCUCCCCGGCCCCCUUCUCCAUCCUGGAGGCGUCACCUGCCUCAUCAGUAUUUUUGGGACCCACCACAACCCAGCCGUGUGGCCAGACCCUGAGGUCUAUAACCCUUUCCGCUUCGACCCAGAGAGCAGCAAGGACAGGUCACCUCUGGCUUUCAUUCCCUUCUCGGCGGGGCCCAGGAACUGCAUCGGGCAGACGUUCGCCAUGGCCGAGAUGAAGGUGGUCCUGGCGCUCACGCUGCUGCGCUUCCGCGUCCUGUGCGACCAGGCAGAGCCGCGCAGGAAGCCCGAGCUCAUCCUGCGCGCAGAGGGCGGCCUGUGGCUGCGGGUGGAGCCGCUGAGCGCCGGCCCGCAGUGACCCUGCGCUGUCUGGACAGGGAGCCACCCAGACCCUGCACACCUCCCCUUGCAGGUUCCCAGGGAAAAAACUGUGCUGUCACCUCUG
This is a messenger RNA of Myotis davidii, 844 nucleotides long. RefSeq names its product phylloquinone omega-hydroxylase CYP4F2-like. Lineage: Eukaryota; Metazoa; Chordata; Mammalia; Chiroptera; Vespertilionidae. The transcript is spliced from 7 exons. Gene Ontology annotation, molecular function: monooxygenase activity; iron ion binding; heme binding. The annotation marks the transcript as partial. The record is from RefSeq and is a predicted model, not a curated record.